This is a messenger RNA of Culicoides brevitarsis, 863 nucleotides long. Its product is annotated as TBP-related factor. NCBI's taxonomy places the organism in Eukaryota, Metazoa, Arthropoda, Insecta, Diptera, Ceratopogonidae. The record is from RefSeq and is a predicted model, not a curated record. The transcript is spliced from 3 exons. Gene Ontology annotation, biological process: DNA-templated transcription initiation. Bases 76 to 786 code for a protein of 236 amino acids. Gene Ontology annotation, molecular function: DNA binding; RNA polymerase II general transcription initiation factor activity.
AACUGUCAAAUAAACGUCAAAAAAUCAAAACAAUGUGCUAAAAUACGGAAAUUUCAUUGAAAAAUUCAAUUAAAAAUGGAUCGACCUGCAAGUUCAAACACGGAUUCGCCAUUAAAGUCACUUUUGACGAGUCCGCCAGCAUUUACCUUGAAUAUUCCGAAGAGGCCUGCUGUAAAUGCUCCAAUUAUGACGCCUCAUAUGAACAUCAUUCCCAUGACUCCUGUUCCGAGUGGCCCGCAAGAAGCUAUUAACACGAUAAAAGUACAAAAUUGCGUCGCAACUGUUAAUUUAGGCACGGAACUCAACCUGCAAAAGAUUAAUUUUCAAACUCGCAACUCGGAAUACAAUCCAUUACGAUUUCAUGGAGUUGUGAUGAGAAUUCGUGAACCCCGAUGCACUGCGUUGGUCUUUCGUUCCGGAAAAUUAGUUUGCACAGGAGCUCGCAACGAAGAAAUGGCAAAUUUGGGCGCCCGAAAGUUCGCGCGGAUCAUACAAAAAUUGGGAUUUGCUGUAAAAUUUCUCGAUUUCAAAAUACAAAAUCUCGUGGCGACAGUUGACUUGAGAUUUCCCAUCAAAUUGGAGAAUUUGAACCAAAUGCACGGGCAAUUCAGUAGUUACGAGCCUGAAUUGUUUCCCGGAUUGAUUUAUCGCAUGGUGAAGCCGCGAGUAGUCUUGCUGAUAUUCGUCAAUGGCAAAAUUGUGUUCACGGGAGCAAAGUCUAAAGAUGAGAUUGAGGAGAGUUUGGAGAAUAUUUAUCCGAUUUUGCAGAGCUUUCGGAAAAAUUAAAGUAGAAUUAAGUUUCGGUUUAAGAUAUUUUUAUAAUAAAUUAUUUUUUUGUUGAAUUAAAUGAGGACUCUCUUGAG